Messenger RNA from Owenia fusiformis, 6103 nucleotides. The record is from the annotation of a GenBank genome assembly. NCBI's taxonomy places the organism in Eukaryota, Metazoa, Annelida, Polychaeta, Sabellida, Oweniidae.
UAAUAUCACCCAUAAACACUCAAAACAACCGAUCAAACAUUCCCCUUACCACAGUGCCUUCAAUCCACCCAAUGCUGACCCUUUGAAAAAUUUAAAAUCUUCACCUAAUCCUAAAAUCUCUAGACGUAAACAUCGAAGAAAAUUAACCCAAGAAUUAAGCCCUCGUAGUGCCAAAUCAACACCAAGUCCAACUCCUGACCCCUACUUAUCUUCAAAUAAAAAUCAUUCUACUUACUUAAAUGAAGAAGUUACUGCUGGUCAUAUGUAUCAGAAUUCCUUUGAACAAUCUAAAGGUCACCGUGACCCUUGUAUAGCUGUGCGAAAAGAUAAUGCAAAAAGGUUCUCAUUUACUAAAGCUCAAUUAGGUGAUGACAUUUUCUCACCCUCAUCUCCCCAUAUGAACCCAACAGAGCAAAGUUUAGAAACCUACAAACAAUCAGCCACCAAUUCUUGGUUAAAUGACCCAGUGCAUCAUCAUUUACGUGCAAAUGGUAGUCAAAUCACAAUCCAUUUACAUAAUACUACACAAAGAGAAUCAGAUGUAACUGUUGAUAUUAACAUUGGGGAAGGUCACAAAUCUGCUCAAGCUCAAUCUCAUGUAGAAUCUAGUCCUGUUGAGAGGGAUUCUAGGGUAAAUGAAAAUCACAACAGUGCUCAAGAUAGAUCAUCAGUCAAUUUAAAUCAUCACUCUGAUAAUAACGCAAUAGAAACUGUUGUCCAAGACAUGUAUCCAAGACAGUCUUCAGGGGUUAGAAUUUCAAAGUUUAGCAGCUCAAAGGUUUCCAACAGGUCACCUUCACCUUUAAGGUCAGAUGACUUAAGAGGUAGAUCCAGACCAACAUCCGCACAGCCAUCAGAGUUGAGCAAACAAUCUACACCACAACAGAAUGAGUCAAAGGGUGUUGUUAUCAAACGUGCAGGUGUUAAGAAGGACACUGAGAACAAAGACAGUAUAGCUCCUUCUUUAAGCAACAGACCAAAGUCAUACCAUGGAGCGGAAUCGGAUUCUAAAUCUUCAAGCACUGGUUAUUUAAGACGAACAAAGAAUGUAGACACAUACGAUUUUCCUGAAAAACCUAAACAAUUUGAAUAUGGGAAAAGAGAAAAACCUCAAGACAACAUACAAAGUAGAAUCUCAAAAUUAAUGGGUAGCACAAACAAGGAGAAAUCAACCAAAGAUGACUCCAAUAUCUCAAUGCCAUCUAGUGUAAGAAGUUCACGUUCAAAUCUCGAUAACUCAAGUUUCUGGGAUGGUUUUGACUUAGGUGCCACUAGUCCUGGAGAAUCAUCCAUGGGUUCAAUGUCCGCUAUUAAUGAUCUUGUCAGAGAUCCCAAAUUACGAGAAGAACUUCAACGACCAGAGGUGUUGGAACUAUUAAGGAAAUAUGAUCCAAUGGGGUCUGAAUCAAGCUCUCUUAACUCAGAAAGUUCAUAUGUCCAAAUCUAUGAAGAAACUAAAUCGAAGAAGCAGAGAGAUAAAUACCGUGAAAAAGUUGAGACUUUGUAUAAGUCAAGAGUUGAAAAUGAUAGAAAGUCGCCAGAUUCCCCAUAUCAUUCUUUUGAUAAUGAGCGAUCUGGGGAUGUGAUACCAACAUAUGUACCAGGUGUUAAUAAAGAUGUGUGGGAUGAAGUUGACCAUGAAAGGCAGGUGUCUAAUGAUUUUGCCCAGCCUGACGAAUCAACUGAUGCUAUCCCUGAUUCAUACGCUGAUAUACCACCCCAAUCAGAAAGUACUCCUAAUAAGAAAAAGAAGAAGGUUCGAGUCAGAAGGCAUGACUCGCUGAUUAAGUCAGCUUCAGAACCAGAUAUCCCAAGAAAAUUAUUGAACAAUAAAAGGGGUAUUUUGAAGAAUCCAUUAAGCACCGAGGAUAUCAUAUCCAACUUAAAAUCUCCAUGUCCCUCAGAAUGUAGUGAACGACCAGCCAGGAUCGAUCAUAAUACAUACCAGUCAUAUGCUGCUGGUAUAUUGCAUUCCUCACAAAAGGGGAAGAAGUUCAUGAGGCUUCAACAGAAUUAUGCUAUCCUUGAAUAUGUAGCAAACCUUGAGACUUGCAUACUAGAAUCAAAGGAGCCUAGACCUGUUGGCAGUGAACGGUUGACUGAAAUGCAUGUUAAGUCAAAGAUUGGUCGAAUGGGACAAAGAGAUGAUCUCGAUGGAAAUGGGAAGAUAUCUCAAGAAAAAUUGAAACAGUUCAAAGAGCUGCAGCUCCUGUAUAAGAUUCUGGAUGAAGCACAAGAGAAGGAUGAAUUUUACUAUGACAAUGACAAUAUUGCCCAAUUUCAGUGGAAUCCCUACAAGGAUUACAGUAUAAAAUACAGAGAAAAGUCCUUAGAUGAUAUCUAUGGCAUAUUUGAAUACAAUGACCCCAAUUUGAACUACAAAAGGGGGAAAUCAAGACCAAAAUCUAAUGGUUCUGAUUUCCGAAGAGAGUUAUCUUUCCGUAAAGUUCUUGAAAAAUAUAAAAAUCUAGAUGCUGAAUCUAGAGAGAACAUGACUUUUGAUGAUUUUUUCCAGUCUCAGAGAUCAAGAAGGAACUCUGAUGCUUCAUCGAUAUACAGCACAGCAAGCACAGUUCCUGGCAGUUACUUACAGAUGCAAGAAAAUGCUAGUAGAAGGUCUAAUGAUAUAGUUCUGUAUGGUACCAAUAUCGAUGAAGAUUCUAAUAAGUAUGAACAAUAUGUUGAAUCCUUGAAAAAUAGGUCUAAAUCAUUGCCGAAUCUGCAUCGAAGGUCAUCUGAACAAUCUGUUGAAGAAUUGAAAAUUGACGAGCCAAGAUCAAGAUCUGUUAACAGGUUUAAUGAUGAAAGAAGGCAAAGUGAACCACUAUCCAAGAAAAAUCAACAAUAUGAAAUGAUCAAAGUCAGUCAAGGAAAUCAAAGUAUGACAUACCCUGAUGAAGAAAAAAAGAUUGAUAUCCAAGAUAGGCGUUCUAGAUUUGAGAAACAUGCAGCGCCACAAGUUGAGACUCAAGUCAGAAAUAAGGAGAAAUAUGCAUCCAACAAUGAGGGUAAAACUUCUUUUAAGGAUAGGAAGUCUCAAUUUGAGAAGGAAAAACAGCAUAAAGUAAAAGAAAAACCUAAUCUCAGAUUGGCACCAAUAUCUAAGGAAAAUAUUACUAAGGAAAAUAGUAAUGAAAGAAAAACUUCACAUAAACCAAGAAUUAUGGCAUCACCAAGCGAUUACUGGCAUCCAGCACUUCCGCCACCAGUUUCCGACAUGGAACCAGUCACAAGAGAUUCACCCAAUGAAUCAGAUGUAAAAGAAACUCAUAUAAAUGAAAUUGUUGUAAACCUCAAUGGAUCUAAAUCUCAUGGAACUCUUUUGAAACCAAGUAGAGUUAUCCAGGAAUCUGUUAACCAUGCAAAGAAUAGAAAACUCUCCACAUUAGCAAGUUCAGAUGAUUCUUAUAGCAAAACCAAGAUCAAUUCUAGAGACACAGCAACAAUAAAUAAACAACAUCACAAAAGGGAUGGUCCUAAAAUAUCUGCGUCCCCUCUUGUUGAUCCACAAAAUGAUAUACCUAAAAUUUCUGCAUCCCCUCUUGGAAAGUAUAUUUCAUCCAGUAGUUCUACACAAAAUCAACAAGAUAGAAUAAAGUCUCGAGAAAGUGUGCGUCGGGAACAGAUAGCCCAAGAAAGUAGCAAUCUAAAUAGCCAUUGGAAGGAUCUUCAAGCUGCUUACAUUACAGGUAAAGAAAAUAAGUCUCCCAAUAAGAAUAGCUUCAGAAGAGGAGUAGAUGACAGUCCAAAUGCAGAUGUUGAGAAAGCAGUCAAACAGUUUGAAGAUGCAAGUAGUGAUGAACCAUUGCAAAGAUCUUCUGACUCCCCAAAAUAUGUUGAUCCACCUAAACCAGACACCAUCAUAAAAUCUGAAUCUCAAGGUUACAAAAAUGAUAGACCUGUUCUUAUGAAACCUGUAUUAAGUAAGGUUAAACCAUAUUCAGGUCAUGCUAAUUAUGAGAACAUUGAUGUUCCAUCUGAUUUCCAUAUCCCUACUACAACAGUUGCUUAUGUUGCCCCAGUAGCGCCAACUGUUCCUCAAAGAAGUCAAAGAAAAUUUGAUAUCAGAAAUUAUAAACCUUCCUCGACAAUUGAAAGAUUCCGACAUGAACAGAUGACAAGAAUGAAUAAUAAACCACCAGUAUCAACGCAGGAUUCUUUUUUAGUGAGUACUGAGGGGAUUGGCCGUGUCUUAGACCAUAAUAUGGGUGAAAGACCUGGCCAAUCUUCUCGUGAUCAGAACUACAGACCACUACAAAAUGUUCAUAUACCAGAGAGGGACAACCAAAUCAAACCAGAAAAACUUGUCCCAGAUGAUACUGAACUGAAGCCUGAUGCUAAGUAUCCAAAUAUCAAUGAGUUCAGUCGAGAUAUCAUGGUUGAGAGGUCAAACUCAACUACUGCCUUAGCAGAUGAAAAAUCCCUUUUCGAUCCAGGAUAUGGCCAAUUAGGUAAAUGGUCAGGGUUGAGUGAAGGUCUAGAUAGCAGUCAGAACUUUGCGGAACUUGAGAAGCAGGCUCCUUCUGAACCAUUGCAAAGACAAAGUAGCAUUGCAGGGAGUGAUGACACUAUGGUAUAUAAAACAAGUGAUGAUGAUAAUGAUGAUGAAGGAAGUGAUGAUAGAUAUGACACUGGGAGAGAAGUGAAACCCCAGUUUGAGAAUAGACUUGAGAAAUCGCAGUCAGAUCCUAGUAUCACAAAUGAUGAUGUAAAUGAUGAUGCACCUCAGCGACCACGAAGUGCAAAAUCCCAACACGAUGUUACAGAUUAUAAUUUUACCUCACUUAAAUCUAGAUAUGAAUCCGGUUAUAUGUCUGGUCCUGAGGACAAUGCUACAAGAUCUGGUGGAAUACAAAGAACAAUUUCUGGAGAAUUGUCAGAUAUCCGUAAGAAAUUUGCCCAUAAUGGUUCAUUUGGGGAGAAGUUAAAGGAAAGGUCUGGUCCAGAUGAUAAUGGGAUUCCACCUUAUAAAGCACCCCCAGAGUAUAACAGUCAAUCUUACUCAAAAACGACUCCAGAUUUUUCUCAAAUUUCAAACAGCUCUGCACUGCAAUACAGAUUCAAGAAAUACCAGAAUAUAAAUGACUUUCCUCCCCACCCAAAAUAUGAGUCUUCUCAGAAUGAUCAUAGCACUUCAUCCAAUGAUUCACAGAAUGAACUUCGUCAACCAAGAUAUUCAAAGGUUCGGCCUAAAGUUGUAAGACACCUCAGUUAUAACACAGGUUCCAAACAAGUAUCACCUUCAUACAGUUAUGCUCAUGUCAAACCAGACCAACAACCAAAAGAUGUUAAAAGGCGCGACAUUAAACCCGAUGGAAGUGCUUAUGAUAUUUAUGAUACAUUUAAUAUGUCUGGGCCUCCUUAUAUUCGAGAAAAUACAGAACCAGGCACAACAGUUGACUCAACGCAAUCACCAUUUGAUAGGAAGAGUAAUUUUUAUCAGUCGCAUAAUACUUAUAACCCAAACUUCCACCCUUCUUCUACCAUGCCCCAGCAUCGUCCAUACGAGAACCAUGAUGCUAUUCAGAAUCAUGUACGCCCAUAUGAAAACUUUUCUGCCUAUCAUCAAAAUCAGGUUGAAAGUGAUACACCUGCACAAACACAAGCAAACCCUAAUUCUAAAAUCCCAACCUCCCCAUAUAUAUCCAUUAGUGAGAAUUACCAUACAGUUGCUGUACCAAAAUCCUCCACUAAGGCACAGCCACAUAGCAACCAGAUAUACCAUACGCAUCACAAUGCUGCCAGAGCUGCAUCUGGACCCUCUGAAUCUACUCCCGGCAUGGUCUCCAUGGCAACUAACAACCCUGACAACAUUGAAGGUUUUUGAUUUUACUAACAUUGUCUAUCUUAACUUUCCUUUCAUGUUGUAAUGUGAAGUAGCGUGUAGUGAUUACUUGAGGUUGAAUUGCAGGUCGUUACUAUUACAGUAGGUUUGCAUAAGAAAGUAUAAGUGCAUCCUGGGAGCUUAUUGCAAAAAUGAAGUGGCAAAAAACGUGAUUUGAAUAAUAUCACAGUUAUGUGGUUCAGUUCAAAUGGAUAACUAGAUAUUGAAGCUCAAUAUGGUUGCAUAAAAAUUGAUUUGCCCUGGAACAGAUGUUAUAGA